Pristis pectinata (smalltooth sawfish) is the source of this 1103-nucleotide messenger RNA. RefSeq names its product chromosome 8 C16orf89 homolog (gene c8h16orf89). The record is from RefSeq and is a predicted model, not a curated record. Gene Ontology annotation, cellular component: cytosol; membrane. NCBI's taxonomy places the organism in Eukaryota, Metazoa, Chordata, Chondrichthyes, Rhinopristiformes, Pristidae. The transcript has 8 exons. The coding region runs from base 33 to 1061 and encodes 342 amino acids.
UCGAUGGUAAACAGCGGCAGGGAAGAGGAAGCAUGAAUUCUGUUCUGAUCAUAAUUACUGUACUAAGUUGUGUUUCAGCAAAUGAACGAAAAGUCAACCAUAUUAUUUCCACACUCGAGAGGGCAGUUCUCUUCUUUGAAGUCAACUAUGAUCGAUUUAAUUUGGAUGGUGUGACAGGGUAUCGUGUAUUACAAGCUCUGCUGGAAGAUACGUUGAAGAGAUGGACUCUUUCAGGACCUGAAGCUGACUCUCCGUAUACAAAGGUGGAGGAUCUUGUGAAAAAAGUGGGCUUCACAGUAGAAAUGGCUAUCAAAGAAUUAAAAUUACAUCAGCCUGCAUAUUUUAAUGCCUUUGAACCAAUACUACAAGUUAAUUUCUGGACUUUCAGACCUGAAUGGACACAGACAGACAGAAAAUUGGUCUAUCCUAAAUGGAGGGUUAAAGAAUGUUUUGAGGAGGAGGACAGUGACAUAUGUAUGUUUCAAAUAUUGGGUACCUGGAAGGAUUAUAGAGUAAAUUGCCUGGAUACAGCCAAGUGUACGAAGUUGAUGACGACACUAUAUUGCUCAGAUUACUCCUUGUCACACCAGUUGAUCUACUUCAUUUUAGCUGAGAUUAAAAAUUGCACAAAUAUCGUAGGAUCACAGCACCCACAGUCAAGAAAUUCAAUCAGUACUCAGCGUCUUAAGAAAAUCUUCUGCACCAAUAUGAUGGAAAUAAACUUGCAUAUUGAAAAGGAUGGUUUUCCAGUAUAUCAACGUGAUUUAUUUCUGGAAAACAUAAUGCUUUGCGGAAUGAUUGGAUAUUCUGAUUUCUACAAGACCAGGUGGCUUGAAGCCAUUCUGUCAUGGCAGUAUCCCAGUGGUUGCUACGUGGAGACUGGCAGGUCUAUGCACUCAGCAGAGAUGAAACAAAAUGCAUUCACAGAACACAAGAGAGUGAAGAGAGAAGAUGUCUUAUUGGAUGAUAAUUGUUCAUGUCACAAGACUGCCGUCGCUGUAGGAGCUCUGGGCAGUUACCUUCGUUUCUAUGGAAUAAGCCAGAACGUCAUAGAACCAUGAAAAAUGCAACAAUAAACUCCAACUUGUCCUUAUGAUUAUUUU